This is a messenger RNA of Tilletiopsis washingtonensis, 740 nucleotides long. RefSeq lists its product as hypothetical. The transcript has a single exon. Lineage: Eukaryota; Fungi; Basidiomycota; Exobasidiomycetes; Entylomatales. The coding region runs from base 49 to 507 and encodes 152 amino acids. The record is from RefSeq and is a predicted model, not a curated record.
CAAAAUGGCGAGGCCCCGCGUCGCCGCAGCCCUUCAUGCUUGACACCGAUGGACCCUUACUGCGAGGCCCGACGCCCGACGGAUGCCCCUCCCGUCCCCGUCCCCGUCCCCGCCGGCACCCUCACUCUCCCGAACUGCCGCACCAGCGCCGCCGCUGACGUCGGCUGCGCGCCGGGAGCAUCGGACCGUCCAUCACUCCGCUUCGCCGCAGGCCUUAUGACGCCCCGACGGCCUACUGCAGCGGGGCCAGAUCUCGGGCAAAGCCAAAGAGGGUCCCUCAUCUCGGCCCGACGUCCCGCCGACAAAGCCCCAAGCCGCACUCCGCACCCAUCAUUCCUCUCAUUCCUCGGCCACCCACCUCACGCACUUCCUCUCCGCCACCAUCCUUCCCUCCCUCCACGCCGUCGUAUAGGAGUCUCGGCAGCAGCGACGGUGCCAGCCCUGCUGUCGGAUCGGCACCGGAGGCAGAGCAGCGCAUGGCACGAGGAUGUCUGUCAUGCCACAUAGCGUGCAGGUCCGUUGUUCACGAGGGAGCAAAGUUGGACCUGUAGCAUCGUGGCUUGAAGGGAGGAGCGCACCUAGGUGUCUACCCGGCGAACAGGGUGAGGGCUCGACGUGCGGCCUCGAAAGCAGCAGCGGGACGUGGGAUGCUGCGAGGGCCUGCAGGCCUGCAAGCAUCUCUGAACCUCGAAGCAUUCGCUCAGCGGCGUAUUCGCAUCACAGCCUGUGCUCUUUGCCGU